Messenger RNA from Harpegnathos saltator (Jerdon's jumping ant), 4634 nucleotides. RefSeq names its product CASC3 exon junction complex subunit (gene btz). Gene Ontology annotation, molecular function: mRNA binding. Bases 301 to 2742 code for a protein of 813 amino acids. Gene Ontology annotation, biological process: mRNA processing. NCBI's taxonomy places the organism in Eukaryota, Metazoa, Arthropoda, Insecta, Hymenoptera, Formicidae. The transcript is spliced from 9 exons. Gene Ontology annotation, cellular component: exon-exon junction complex. The record is from RefSeq and is a predicted model, not a curated record.
UAAGAUAAAAAUAAUCGAUGUCAAAAUAAUCGAGGUGAUAUCGCCCAUCCCUAGUCCUAUUAGGUGGAGAAGAGCGCGCAGCAGCAGCACACUGAGAAAUAGUCCUGUUAGGUCUCUGAUCUGAUGUCGUGUACUCAUGUACACACGUUAGUUGCAAUGAAGGAUUAACCCAAGGUAUCGUCAAGGUGUCUCGCAGGAAUUGUCAGUACCCUUCGCUCGUUCUCGUCGUUAGAACAGAAAUAUUAAGAAAAAAAAAAAAAAAAAAAAAGUAGAGACGCCUAGUCUUCAACAUUGAGUAAUAUGUCGGAUACGCGACGACGUCGAAAAUCCAAUCAAUCGUCCGAUGAUCUCUCGGAUUCAUAUGAAGAAUUGAAUGUGACAAAGGAGACUCAGAGCAGUGAGCAAACCGAUGGACACCAAGAUUCAGAAUGUGAUAUUUAUGAAAGUGAUACUGAUGCUGAAUCACAAGAUGGAGGAGAACAACGAGAAAGUGGUGAUGGUCAAGAGGAAGAGAAGCCACAGAAAAAGUUGGACGAUGAUGAAGACAGACGUAACCCACAAUAUAUUCCAAAACGUGGGACAUUUUAUGAACAUGAUGAUCGUACAACUGAUGAAAUAACUGACAAUAACCCUGAGACUCAGACAAAUGUGAAAGAAACUAAAGAGAAAAAAGUGUGGAAAGAUAAAGGAGAUAGAUGGGACCAUGAUCGGUAUAACGAUGAAGAACAAGCUCCAAAAAAGCCUGAAGAGUUAAUAGCAACAUAUGGUUAUGAUAUAAGAAAUGAAGAGGGGCCACCUAGAGCUAGAAGGAGAAGAAGAUAUGGCCGUGGGCCUAACAAGUAUACAAGGAACUGGGAAGAUGAAGAUGCAUAUGGGAAAACAGGCAAUACUCCCAGUAGAGGAACUAACAGACGUUUCCAUAAAAAUAAUGAGGAUUUCCCUAGUCUUGGUUCUAGUAAAAAUACUCCAACAAAAGUAGAAGAACCUGUAAUUUCUUCUGCUUGGUACAGUAGUAAGAAUAAAAUACAAAACAAGACGCAAAAUUUUCCACCUCUUCAAUCGCAACAAGAUAAUAUCAAAUCCAAGCCUGCUACUGUCUCCAAUACAUCCACAAGCGAAAGCAAAGCACCAAAUGGAUCCACUAAUGCAGCAUGGAAGAAAGAUGGUAAACAUUCGGUUCAAAAUCAGAGUGCAAAUGGAAAUGCCGGAUCCGGUGGUGAUGCGGAAAAAUUGGCUAAUAACAAAGCGUCACCAAGAGAAAGUGUCAACAAGAGAAAUACCCAAGAAUCUGUGAGCUUGACUGCAAGUAGAACACGUGGUAGAGGUUUCAAGUCCAAUGCCAAUAACAAUAUGGUCACUAACAGAAUAGUUGAGAAUAAAUCGAAAGGCCGUGGUUCUGCUCCAGUUGCUGUUGAGAAUAGAAGGAACAAUACUGCGCAGCUCAACGAUGAGCAUCAGCUUGUUCAUGAUAUGAAACAGCUCAAUGUUAGCGAUGGUACUCAGUAUCACCAGACCGCAAGACACAGCAAAGGUUUCUUCGCGUCCUCCAACCAACACAGAUCAAACGCGGUACCACCUAGAAUGCAACAGCAACAAUCACACCAGCAACAAACGCACUCGCAACAACAGACCAUACAGCAACAACAAGACGGCUCUGGAAACAGACCUAAACGUUACUCUAGUCAGCGUCAGCGGACUACCAUUUCAGAAACUUCGAGCCAACAGAAUUAUCCAUCCCAACACGGACAACACGGAUAUUUCUCACCUCAAGCUGGAAAUUCAAGAGCCGUUCUAGAGUCUCAAGGCUAUCCACAAGGGCAUUUUGAGCAAUCUUCCGCAGUUGCUCCAGCUACAACAGCCAUAGCGGGGCAACCUGUUAUUUCUCUACCGCCCAGCGGACAACCUGCUGGUUACGCACCACCAGCGUUCUUAGUGCCGCCACCUCAAUUUAUCCCACCUCAAACCGCACCUCCUAGUAUAAUUAAUUAUGUACCCGGUCCAAAUGGCCCAACAUUCCCACCAAAUUUUCAAGGUUACCAAGGAUAUAAUCCUCCGGUACAGCCUCAAGGACCACCACCGCCUCAAGAAUUGUUUCAACCGCAAGGAUGUACUUACUAUAGUCCAGCGCAGCAACAACAGCAGCAAGCACAGACAGCCCCUAUACGACGACCGAAAGCGGCGAUACCUAUUCUUCCACCGCCUGAUAAUCAGCAAAGUGGCAGAGGAAGAGGUAGAAGCACUCAGCAGUAUCAACAAAGUAACCAACUCGGUAAUAUGCAACAGCCUGAGCAACAAGAAGUCAAGAUUAAUGCAGUGGCUGGAAGUGACGAGAAAUCUGUGCCGGGACAAUUCGACAGUGUGCAAGUCGAGCAAUCGAGCACGCCGAAAGAUCAAGAAUCCCAAAAGAUUCAAGCUUCCUCAGAUACAGUUAGAACAGUGAAUAUCGACGAAAGCGUAGACAGAAAUACCAAUGUCGAUACUCACAUAAUGCUUGACGCAUCAUCCAUUAAGAAGGAUAACGUAAAUGACAGUGUCAGUGUGAAAGAAUUACUGGAAACAACAUGCAUUGAAAAAGAUACGGUUUUGCCCAACCAAGCGACAUUGGCUAUCACCGCCAUCACUACCACCGCCGCCGCUACCGCUACUACGAUCACUACCACCGCCACAGAGACUGAACACGAAUUAAAUAACAUUGAAUCCGCGAUUACCGAAAAUACUAUUGUCGAAAAAGCGGCAGCCUAAGAAAAGUGUAAUUAUAUACAUAUAUAUAUAUAUAUAUAUGCACUUUGUAUUCAUAUGGUACGAUCUUUUUUCCCAUCAACUCGUCCCAAAUUGCAAACAGGAUACAAAACGGAACUAGACUAUCCGCAGUGCAUAGGUUAGGGGGAUACUGCUUGGAAAAUACAUCUCGUUCAUUCAUAUAUAUCUCCAUUCGCAUAUUUACUCUGGCAAUUGCUCUGUGCAUGCAAUUGCUUGCUAUAGAAAUAUCAGGGGCUCGGAAUAAUUAUUAAUCAAAUAUCGAUUCUCUAUUGGCAUAUGUUUUAUUCAGGAGUGCGAUAGCACUAGAUUUUACGAUCGAUUAAAAUGUCGAAUCUUAAAAUGAUGCUUUCUAUUGCAACUGCGCAUUAAGUAAACUAAUUAGGCUAAGUAGGUGUCUAACAUGCGUGUAUAUUGUGACUUAUAACUUUAGGAAUCCGGAUCCGCCACUGCAGCCAUGUUAGCGCUAUUUAUUUUAAGAUAUAGUUUACGCAAAUUAGCUGAGCGUUUUAUUUAAUCAAUAUUUUCGUACGUUAAUUGUUAUAUUUAAUUCGCAAUACGGAUUUGCGAGAUAUAUAGCCAAAUAUUCUCUUAACAUUUUAUAUGAAGCUAAACUUGCUCGUUAUAUAUGUGAGAAGCCGAAAUUUUCCUUUCGGUAAUAUCAUUGAACAAAUGGCUGCAAAAUUGGUUUAAUUUCUCUCUCUCUCUCUUUCUUUUUUUUUUUUUUUUUUUUUCUUUCUACUUCUUCAGAACACUUGUAGAUUGUACGCGCGAGAGAUCAUACAAUUCUAUAAUUAUAAUAGUUAAGAAUUUUAUAUAAUCAAUUAUAUAAUUAAUUAAUAUUUGCUUCGAUAUAAUCGAAGAACAGCUUCUUACGGUAUCAUCUCUAUGAUAUCGUAGUCCAGUAUAUGGCUACGGUGACCUAUCGGAAAAUCUUGAAAGACUUCACACGAUUGAUUAGAAUAAAAUAAGUUUCCCAAAAGAUCGAUAUCCAAACCAUUUUAUUCGAUACAAUAACGUUUAGAUAGUAAUCUCAUACUGCUGUUAUUAUCGCCUUGUAUUGAAUAACUUUUUUUUCUUUCUCAUAAGCAGAGUUUACUGUAGCUGGUCACAUUAUUUAGCGGAAACCAUUAUUGUGUACUAAUAAUGUAAUAUAUUCGGCAGCUAUGUGGCCGCCAUGACUGCGACACGAUAUAACUAAUAACUCUACAUACUUUUCCAAUGUUACAACUAUCUACAGUGCAGAAAUGUUUGUAGUAUAUUAUAAUAUUAACGAAAUACAUUUCAUUGAAUAACGUAAGUGUGCAUGUAUCUUUAUACGUGUUUACAAGUAACUUUCCGUGCGCGAUGAAAGGGUAAAACAAAAGUAAGAAUUAUAUUAAUUUAAUGAGAUGUGUGUUUUUUCCAUUUGUGUGUUUCGUACGCAUUUCUGCACUACUUUUCUCUCGUUGCUUUGUCUUUGUGUAAAGAUAUAAAAUUACAUUUCAUCUUAGCGAAAAGAAAAACGUAAGGGAGUACAUACAGCUGGAACGAACAGCUGUUUAAUAUCUCUGUUUACCACUUAAUUUUCUUUUAUAUUAUAAUAUCUUUUGUCAUGAUAUUUUGCAUUAUAUAUUUUACAGUUUAUUAAAUAUAAACUGGCUGUUUGUCACAAAUAUGAUAAUGUACAUUGCCUUUUUCAAAUUGUCUAAACUACGUAUAUCUCUGAGUUCUAGAUUGAAUAUAUAGUAUAAAGUGUCGGUAAUCAUUGAAGUGAUACAUCAUUCUCAACCGCAUUGAAAUUUGCGAAGAAAUGCGUCCAGAUGAAACGUAAUCGAUUAGUUUUCUUUGCAAGUCGCCCCAAGAUCAUUAUAGCUAGAAAUAUAAUAAUGGCAAAG